AUGGAGCCUACAUACCUCCUAAACCCAAGAUGGCGGCGCCCAUGGCUGGACCGCUCACGUCUUGCGGUCGUUUGUUUUUGCGAUUUUCUUCCUCCCUUCUAAGAGACAAUGGCGGGAAUGGACAACAGUUCAUGCUGAAAAUUAAGCAGCCCCACAGAUGCCUAUCAAUCUCAGUUGCUAGGCAACGGCAGCAGAUCAAAGCCACCAGCAGUCUGUCAGACAAGCCUUACACUGACGAGUUUCUACAGGAGAUGGACCAGGAGUACCAGCUGGGGAGGAGACACCUCGCAAACAUGAUGGGGGAGGAUCCAGAAACAUUCACUCAGGAGGAUGUAGAUAGAGCCAUCAGCUACCUUCUUCCUUCCGGAUUGCAUGACAAGCUGGCCAGACCCAUGCUUAAGCCUCCAGAUCAAAUAUUUCCAAAACAGAAAGCCCUACAAUGGGGAAAAGACGGUCGACCGUUCAGCUUUUUAUUCUACACUGGCAAGGCCAACUACUACAGUCUCAUGCAUGAAGCAGCUCGGGUCCUGACUCAACUCAACAGACAUGAAGACAAGAUGUUGGCUAAAGGUGUACUUUUCCCAGAGCCUGAACCAUGGCCAGAAUUUAACAAGAGUGUGUGGAUAGACAAGACAGCAGUGGAGAAAAUGAUAACAGAGUCCAUGGAUGAUCAUCAGUAUCGUCGGUUUGUUGAAAUGAUGGAGCACAUUGCCAGACACCCGUAUGCCAAACAGUCACCCCAGUUUAUCAUGAGGUUCCGUAAGGAGCUCGUGGCUGUGUCCAUGAAACAGCAGGUCCAGCCGUUGAUGUACGACGGGCAUGGUGUAGCCUACAUGGAGGCUGACGGAAGGAGAAAAAGUGCCCGUGCGAGGGUGACCUUGAGAGACAGGGGUACAGGAGAGGUCACCGUGAACGGACUGCCACUGAUCAGCUACCUGAGGAACGUACAGGACAGAGAACAGGUGAUGCUGCCUCUGGAGUUUGUGGACAGACUGGACCAGUUUGAUGUAGAGGCUACAGUAUGGUGGGGCGGCACUACAGGCCAGGCAGGGGCCAUCAGACUGGGCAUCUCCAGGGCUCUCUGUAGCUUCCUCACUGAGACAGAGAUAGAGAACAUGAGACUAGCUGGGCUGUUGACUUCAGACCUGAGAAGGAAGGAGCGAAAGAAACCUGGACAGAAGAAAGCCAGGAAGAAGUUCUCUUGGAGGAAGCGUUAGAUGCUCAUUACUACAUCAAAACUAUAUCCUUGACAUUAAAAUGAUAACAU
Molecule: messenger RNA, 1267 nt
Organism: Branchiostoma belcheri (Belcher's lancelet)
Lineage: Eukaryota; Metazoa; Chordata; Leptocardii; Amphioxiformes; Branchiostomatidae
Product: 28S ribosomal protein S9, mitochondrial-like
Exons: 12
Coding region: 30-1217 (395 amino acids)
Biological process (GO): translation
Cellular component (GO): mitochondrial small ribosomal subunit; ribosome
Molecular function (GO): structural constituent of ribosome; RNA binding
Source: RefSeq, a predicted model, not a curated record